Chara braunii is the source of this 1293-nucleotide messenger RNA. Lineage: Eukaryota; Viridiplantae; Streptophyta; Charophyceae; Charales; Characeae. The record is from the annotation of a GenBank genome assembly.
GGGUGGUUAACGGGGCAGCAGUCGCGAAGAUCGGAGAGACGAACCUCAGCGACGAGGACCACCUAAGUGCUUCGGAUGUAGGGUGGUCGGUCAUUACCGUAUGGACUGCUGGCGGCACUGGACAGAUCCAGUCACUUGACGUCAUAUGGAAGCGGAUGGCUACAUAUGCCCAGUGGAGUUCAAUCGAAGGACCGGUCCUCCAUCACCGCCAAGACAGCAGCCGCCGGUACGUGAAGUCGCGGCACACAAUCGCCUCGAUGAACUGGAUUGGACGAUAGCAUCCGUCCAAGAAUUCGUCGAAAUGGAGCGAGCUAGGCGUGCGGAGAAGGAGCAACGUCGUCACGAACGUGAGGAAGCCCGUAGGGUUGAGGAGGAAGUGCAAGCUGCAGAAGCUGAACGCGCGCUUCGUAAAGCCGAGAAGCUCCGCAAGUGGGAGGAGGAGCAAUUGGCGAUGGCCAAGGCAGUUGAAGUCCAACUCUCCGUACGGCUGGGCGACAUCCGUGAGGAGAUUAAAACUGAGGUGCGGAAGGCGUUGACUAGUACCUUGGUGAAUAGUCAAGUUAAGACGGCUGUUAACACUAAGGGUAAAGAGAAAGUCGUUGCAAUCGAGGAGUUACCGUCUACAUCCGGGACUUCUAGUGAAGUCGAAGCCAUCACGGAGGGAGCAGGCAAGCUGUCCAUUCAGGAGAAGCAGAAACGCGGGGAGGAUAGCCCACCUGUGACCACUCCUGCUAAACGCUCUAGUAAACGAACUGGUAUCCGCCCGGUACGCUUGUCCGAGCGCCUUCAGCGAACCCGAACGAAGAUUGCGGUUCGGCGGUCAGCUCGAGGAACAGCUACCAAAGCACUUACCGCCAUGAAGCCUCCGGCCAGAGAUACGAUGAUGGAACGUUUGCUUUUCCUCGACAACACCCGGAGAGAGCUGUCCACUUUGGACUACGACAUGUUGCGAAUGAUUUGUCGAGAGGAAGGGGUCAACUAUAGUAUGAAAGUGCAAGCGAUUUUUGAUGUCGCUGAUCGACGAGCACAUGUACGCUUUGGUGAACAGUUACCAGAUUUCGGUGCUUUCGAGAGUGUGGAGGAUGAGGCGGUGCAGUCUGGUAAUGACGAGAAUGAUGAUAAAGUACGCCACUGAAGUUGGCUAACGACCGCCCAAUGGGUUGUCGUUUCUGAUGUCAUUGCAGCUUUUCGGAGGGAAGUUGACGAUAGCCUUGAUGAGAUUUUUUGUCUUUUGACACUCUUGUUCGCAUUGCGGGGCCGUCUUCGGCGGCCCAACAAAUGUAUUGACUCUUG